AAUGCAUCUACACUAAGCACUUAUGCCUGGAUGGGAGGCAGAUACAUUUGGAAAUUUAUGACCCUUGUUCGCAGCAAGGGAAGUUCUCCCUCACAGAUGAGCUCCAUUGGGCUGACGGAUUUAUCAUUGUUUAUGACAUCAGUGACAGAACAUCAUUUGCAUUUGCAAAAGCAUUGCUGUACAGGAUCCGAGAGUCUCACAUAAGAGCUUGUAAAAAAAUGGUCGAGUCGUCAGUAUUUUUGGUUGGUAAUAAACAGGAUUUAUGCCACAUGAGGGAAGUUGGCUGGGAUGAAGGACAAAAGCUGGCAAUGGAUAACAAGUGUCAAUUCUGUGAACUGUCUGCAGCAGAGCAUUAUCAGGAAGUUGUGGCAAUGUUCACGAAAGUCCUCAGGAAUAUCACCUCAAAUUUCAAAGUGAAGGAAAAAAGACGACCAAGUGGAUCAAAGUCAAUGGCCAAGUUAAUCAACAACAUGUUUGGAAAGAGAAGGAAAUCUGUGUAAAAGAUGGUUAGUCUUGAAGUAGGAACAAGCUGAAAUAAUGGAGCACAGGCUGCUCUGGAGAUUCAAUCAGUUUCCUCCAAAGGUCAAUGUCUGGAAGACAAGACAGUAGAAACCAAAGGCAGGAGAUAGUAUGGUCAAGUGGACAGGGUCUAGACCUAGAAGACCUGACCUUCUAUUUCCAGUUCUACUACAGAUUUACUGUGUUAGGGCUAUGUCACUUAAACCCUUCAGAUGCUCCUCCCACCCUUUAUCUCCUAAGUUAUUCAGAGGAGAGUUCUAGUCUGUAUUGAUUCAACACCAAGAUGGUCUUGGAUAGAGCUUCUAGGUGCGACUGAAGUAUAAACAGUUAUUUCCGAAAAACUCAGCCUUGCUG
Molecule: messenger RNA, 873 nt
Organism: Tauraco erythrolophus (red-crested turaco)
Lineage: Eukaryota; Metazoa; Chordata; Aves; Musophagiformes; Musophagidae
Source: RefSeq, a predicted model, not a curated record